Molecule: messenger RNA, 1474 nt
Organism: Daktulosphaira vitifoliae (grape phylloxera)
Lineage: Eukaryota; Metazoa; Arthropoda; Insecta; Hemiptera; Phylloxeridae
Gene: Arp6
Product: actin-related protein 6
Exons: 7
Coding region: 213-1352 (379 amino acids)
Cellular component (GO): Swr1 complex
Molecular function (GO): nucleosome binding
Source: RefSeq, a predicted model, not a curated record
GUAGAAAACAAUUUUAGAACCCCUGCAUUUAGCUGCCCGCUCAAUCAUUACUUAUCAGUACUAAUAAGACGCCUAUAUCGGCAUGUUUGUUGUGAUAACGUUCGUUGCAUAUUUUGCAUUUGUACAUUUGUGUGUAGUCACAAUUAAUUAAAAAUAAUUAAUUAAUGAAGUUUUUUUAAAUUAUUUCAAAUUAAUAAAUUGCUUCCCUUAUUAUGACUGCCAAAUGUUAUAUUUUGGAUAAUGGAGCAUACACAGCUAAAGUGGGACAUACCGGAGACAGUGAACCUUUAGUUAUUCCUAAUUACAUUAUGAAAGUCAAAAGUGAACGUCGUCGUACAUUUAUUGGAGACCAAUUAAAAGAAUGCAGAGAUAAAUCAGGACUGUUUUACAUGCUUGGCUAUCAAAAGGGAUAUUUAUUGAAUUGGGAUAUUCAAAAAACCGUUUGGGACUAUGUAUUUAGUAAAGAAUGUUGCAAAGCAGAUUUCACUGAAACUCCAUUAAUAGUUACAGAACCGUAUUUUAAUUUUAGUUCUAUUCAAGAAGGAAUGACUGAAAUGUUUUUUGAAGAAUAUGAAUUUCAAUCUCUAUUACGUAUUAAUGCGGGAGAUCUCUCUUGUUAUCACUAUCAUCAAGAUAAUAAAGAAGCCAAAUGUUGUUUAGUUGUAGAAACUGGUUACAGUUUUACACAUAUUGUUCCCUAUAUACUACAAAAAAAAUUUAAACCUGGAAUAUUAAGAAUAAAUGUUGGAGAUGUUAUGGAAGAAACUUAUGUUAUGAAUCAAGUUAAAGAAGAUAUGUGCUUUGUGUCGACAAAUUUCAAUCAAGAUAUGAAAAUUUCAAAAACUAAAUGGCCAAAAAAUACAAUUGUUCGAGAUUAUGUUCUACCAGAUUACACUACUGUAAAUAGAGGAUUUGUUAGAACUUUAGAUGAAACUGGCGGAGCUCUUGAUAAAGAUAAUCAAAUUUUAAGAUUAUCUAAUGAACGGUUUACAAUUCCUGAAAUCUUAUUUCAUCCUAGUGAUAUUGGUAUUGAUCAAAUGGGUAUACCAGAAGCAAUAGUUCAUAGCAUUAAUAUGUGUCCUGAAGAAGUUCGUCCUCAUCUUUUUAAUAAUAUUAUUGUAACUGGUGGAAGUGCUUGUUUUCCUGGUUUUGAAGAACGCUUGACUAAUGAUAUAAGAGCUCUUACGCCAGAUGAAUUUGAUAUAACUAUUACUAUACCUAAAAAUCCAAUAACAUAUGCAUGGCAUGGUGGAGAUAUGUUAAGCAAUGACUCAGAUUUUUACUCAUUAGUAGUAUCUAAGGAAGAAUAUGAUGAAGAAGGAUUUUCAUCAUGUCUUCGAUUUGAUGUAUAAAAGACUAUUUACAAACUGAAUUGGAACUUAUGAAUAUUUGAAAACUAAUUAUUCUACCAUAUAUUAUGUUUUUGAAUAAAAUUUAAUCCAUAUUUAUAAAUAUAUGAAUUAUUGUAGAAAUA